ACCAACAUGUCAACGGCAGGUUUCCACGUGGUGCCCUGGGUCGCCCUGGGUUCAGAGAGGACCCUGACCUUAACCUAGGCAAGAAGGCCCCUCACCCCACCCCAGAGAAAGGGGAGAAAGUUGUUUGCGUCGUUCACUUUACAGGCCUGGCAGAACAGUAAAUCCAGGGGAGCUUGAUGAAGCAGAGCGCCGGCUGCCUACCACUGCGGAGGGGAAGAGGGGCGUGGAAAACGUGCAAACUCUUUGGGAGGGUCUCAGCGUGGUCUCUCCGGGGCCUCCGGCACCAGCCUCCCCUCCCCAGCUCGCUCCGCAGCCAGGACCCCCAGCUGUCCUCCCCGGGGGGGCCCCCCGUGACAGCUGAAGGGUGUGCAGCGGAGGGGACGGGGGUCCAGGCGACGCGGGUCACACACUCGACGCGGGCGCUGCCCGCCCCUCCCCCACCGGGCUCGGCACUAUUUUGGGUGGUGUAGACCCCGCCCCCACCUCCAAGUGCGCUGGGGCUCUGCGGCAGCUGGAGGGGUGCUGCUGCGCCUGCUGGGGCCGCACCUCGAGCCGGGGCCGCCGGCGGGUCUGCAGCCAUGUCGGGCCGCUCGGUGCCACAUGCCCACCCGGCCACCGCCGAGUACGAGUUUGCCAACCCGAGCCGCCUGGGCGAGCAGCGCUUCGGGGAAGGCCUCCUGCCAGAAGAGAUCCUGACCCCCACCCUCUACCAUGGCUACUAUGUCCGGCCCCGGGCUGUCCAAGCUGGGGAGGGCGGCAGGGCAGGGGCCUCUGAGCUUCGGCUCAGUGAGGGCAAGUUCCAGGCGUUUCUGGAUGUGAGCCACUUUACCCCCGAUGAGGUAACCGUGAGGACUGUAGACAACCUACUGGAGGUGUCUGCCCGGCACCCCCAGCGCCUGGACCGCCAUGGCUUCGUGUCCAGAGAGUUCUGCCGAACCUACGUCCUGCCUGCUGAUGUUGACCCCUGGCGGGUCCGCGCUGCUCUCUCCCAUGAUGGCAUCCUCAACCUGGAGGCGCCUCGGGGUGGCCGACAUUUGGACACAGAGGUCAAUGAGGUCUACAUCUCCCUGCUCCCUGCACCUCCUGAUCCAGAGGAAGAGGAGGAAGCCAGUGUUGAGCCCUGAGUGCCACAGAGCCAGCACCCUUUCUAGCUCCCGCGGUGAUAGGACUAGCUGCUCACCACCCCAGAGGUAGCAGCAUCCUUGGGGGAAGGGAAAAGUGCAUGGUCACAAUGUAUGGUUUGGUCCCUUGGGACGUGUCAUAGUGUUUUCAUUUAGUUUUGGGUGGAGUUGAAUAAACCCAAAUCUCAGGGCCU
Messenger RNA from Orcinus orca (killer whale), 1315 nucleotides. It is a transcript of the gene HSPB2, whose product is annotated as heat shock protein family B (small) member 2. Gene Ontology annotation, biological process: response to heat; protein refolding. Gene Ontology annotation, molecular function: protein folding chaperone; structural constituent of eye lens. The transcript is spliced from 2 exons. The coding region runs from base 579 to 1124 and encodes 181 amino acids. The record is from RefSeq and is a predicted model, not a curated record. Lineage: Eukaryota; Metazoa; Chordata; Mammalia; Artiodactyla; Delphinidae.